AUGAGGACUUCUUCUCUUUGUGCCCUCGUGGCCGUGGCAGCCAGGGCUUUUGCGUCCUCUGACCUCGACGCUCGGCAAACUGAGGAUGAACUUGACCAAUGGCUUUCAGCGGUGCAGGCCCAGCCUCUCGAUGCCCUCAAGUCAUGCCCCGUCUCAUGCAGCACCGCUGGUGACGACCCAUGGUUUCUGUUCCCGGAUGCGUCCCAUUUGGCCUCCUGCAACGAGACGAUGCUACUCAACAUCGCCGUUCAGGCAGCUGAGGGGAAUGAGAACAAUGACAUGCCAACCGUCCUCAGGGCAUGCACAGCAGACUACGACACCUCCAAGUCUAUGAGGGUCGCAUUCGUGCCUGAUUCAACCAAGGCAUCCCUCUGCCUCACGGCCAACAAGGUGCUGGACCAAGGCUCGAUAUACAUGCACCAGCCCAGCCAGGGUAGCGAGUUCUUGGUCGGGCAUCUCAUGUCUGCUGGCCAACAGGUCAAAAGCCAUCUUGCGUCUCAAGUGCCGUCAUGCACCAAUAACGCCAUGGCCUUUGGCUACUCGCGAUCCGCAGUCAUCGGUCUCUUCGCUGGCGCCGAGGUGCACCAACACGGUGUGACAGCCGAAGUUCUGGAGAAGUUCCUCGAGUAUGCACAGGACAAGUCCAUCUCCAGCAGCACCGUGGUGCAACUGUGCGGAGCCGAGCACAGAGGUGCCGACUACAGCAUCGGUAUCGUGGCCAGCAGUACCAAUAACCUUGACUUUGUCCAGCAGGCGGUCAAGACGUGGGCCGACGGCAAGUGUGUCUCCCAGGCAGAUGCGGGCGAAAACUGGAUGACUGUCACCCUACGCAUUCCUGUUCCCGUGGAUGAGCUGCAGCCUUCCAACAACUCUACCGGCAACGGCACCGCCAGCUCUCAUCAGUUCACUCCUCGGGAUAUUGAUGUCUCGGCCAGCGUCUCCAGACUACUUCCUCGGGCCGACUGCAGGUUUACCACCGUGCAGGCGAAUGAUGGUUGCUAUGCCGUAGCAGAACGAUGUGGAAUCUCGCAAACUCAACUGCAAAACUUCAAUCGCGCCAACCUUUGCAACUCGCUUGUUCGCGACGAGCGUGUCUGCUGCAGCAGCGGCACUCUUCCCAGCACUCUGCCUCCCGGAAACUCGGAUGGCACGUGCAAGACACGUCAGGUUAUUCCAGGCGACGACUGUGGCUCAUUGGCCAACAAGUAUGACUUCAUGAAAGCGAAUUCCAAGACGAGUCUCUGCUCCAGUUUGGCAGAGGGUCAACAUGUCUGCUGCAGUCAGGGCAAGUUGCCUGACCUGAGGCCCAAAGAGGACGCCGAUGGCUACUGCGCCGUCUACACCACCAAAGAUGACGACUACUGCUCCAAGAUCGCUGCAAGCCUCAUGCUUACUGUAGAAGAGCUGGAGUCUUUUAACAAGAAUACAUGGGGCUGGAACGGGUGCAAAGUGCUCUACCCCAAGUUCAACAUGUGCGUCAGUAAAGGAGCGGCGCCCAUGCCUGCAAUUGUUCCUAACGCGGUUUGCGGACCGACGAUGAACGGCACCAUCCGACCCCCCGCGGGUACUAACAUCAGCGAGUUGAACCCCUGCCCUCUCAAUGUCUGCUGCAACAUUUGGGGACAAUGCGGCAUGACCGACGACUUCUGUAUCGUUUCCAAAUCCGAGACGGGUGCUCCGGGCACCUCGGCUCCCGGCAAGAACGGCUGCAUCAGCAACUGCGGCAGAGACAUCAUCAAGGGCUCCGCGCCGGCAAAGAAGGUCAAGCUUGGCUACUUUGAGGGCUGGAACCUGAACCGCGAGUGUCUGACCAUGGAUGCGAGCCAAAUCAACACAGACGCUUACACCCACGUGCAUUUCGCCUUCCCCAACGUCACGCGUGGCGAUUUUCGCAUCGAGAUCACUGAUCCGCAGGUGAAGGAGCAGUUUGAUUAUUUCAAGAAGCUCGAGGGUGUCAAGAAGAUUGUUUCCUUGGGCGGCUGGGACUUUAGUGCUCUCCCGGGGACUUUCAUGAUUCUUCGAGAGGCAGCCCAGCCGGCCAACCGCGACGUCUUCAAGCGCAACAUCAUCUCUUUUAUCAACGAGCAUAACCUGGAUGGUAUCGAUCUUGACUGGGAAUACCCAGGAGCUCCUGACAUUCCUGACAUCCCCUCAGACGAUCCGGUCAACGGUGUCAAUUACUACCGACUUCUGGCCAGCAUCAAGGCCGAGGUCGGCAGCUCCAAGUCGGUCUCGUUCGCAGCCCCCGCGUCGUACUGGUACCUCCGUUCAUUUCCCAUCAAGCAAAUGGCCGCAGCCCUCGAUUACAUUGUGUUCAUGACAUAUGAUCUGCACGGCCAGUGGGACGCUGGUAACAAGUGGACCUCACCGGGCUGCCCAACCGGCAACUGCCUGCGAUCACACGUGAACGAGACCGAGACCAAGGAUGCACUCUCCAUGAUCACCAAGGCAGGAGCCGCCUCCAACAAGGUCCUUGUCGGUGUGUCCAGCUACGGACGGUCCUUCAAGAUGGCCCAGGCCGGCUGCGAUGGCGAGAGUUGCCUGUUCACGGGCGACAACCGCAAUUCAGGGGCUGCCAAGGGCCGUUGCACGGGAACCGCCGGCUACAUCUCCAACGCCGAAAUCGAUGAAAUCAAGGCCACCGACAGGGCCAACAAGGUCUGGACGAAAGAAGGCUCAAACAUCAUGGUGUAUGAUAAUACAGAAUGGGUGGCCUGGAUGGAUGACGACAUGAAGGCAAAACGAGCCGAGUUCUACGAUUCGUAUAACUUCCUGGGCACGACCGAUUGGGCGAUCGACCUGCAGGAAUGGUCAGACGGCUCGGGCAGCAUCAGCGAUGACAACACGGACGAGUUUGUCUACGAGGAGCUGUCCGCUUGCACUGCCUCCUUCUCGACGCUUAAGCAGCUCGAGGAACGCAAAGGAUCGAUCCCGUCGCACUGCUUGGAGCAGUAUAUUGUCGAUGUACAGAUCGCCGUUUUUGACGACGCACUCAAGAAAUACAACAAACUCAUCGAGGACGGUUACGACAGCAAGUUCUCCACCUGGGAGGGCUACAUCAAGGAACAGAUACCCGGUCAGAUCAAGAAUUUCAUGGCCACCGACAAGGUCGACAAGUACUUCAAGUGCGGCGAGACGAAGACCGUGACUUGCUGCAAUACGUGCCAGAACGCUUGGUGUGGUGUUGGUUGCGAAAGAUUUGAGGGCUGUAAGAAUGGCAAACAGAUGGUGCCCAGAGACAAGUGUCCCAAGGCCGAGUUUGACCCCACAGGCUUUGGCGGUGGUCAACCCAACAGCACGUUCACCCUGACCGACCGGGAAGGCUUCUUCAAGGACAUCCUUGAGACGUGGGGCAUCGAGGAGGACUGGAUCACGUUCAGCAAGCGCCAAAUGUCCCUCGCCAACGGCUGCCAGUACGCCGGUAAGGAUGUCAAUGACUGCAUCGCCUGGAACAGCAUCUUCUUCCACGACUUCCCCACCAUGGACAGCGGCAAGACAAAGGUCCACAACCCCAAGGACAUCAUCGUCAAGGCUCUCCCCGACGCCAAGGGGCUGCUCGACCGGUACCGCGACAUGAAGACGUUUGCCGAGUUCGAAGACGACCUCGAAAUGUCCGAUCUUACCGACUCGGGCUCGCUGCCCGCCUUCGCCGUCGAGCAGGCGGUCGGGGAGAUGGAAAAGAUCGUCAAAGAAGCCAAUGAGAUUGAGAAGAAGCGCCGCGAGGAGUUUAUCCUCAACAUGAUCAUGGGCUUCCUCUUCUUCAUCCCCUUCCUCGGCCCCACCGGCGGCAGCGCCGUCGCGGUCGGCGUGCGCACCCUCCUUCGACUGGUCGAAGUCGGCGCCGAAGUCGGUCUGGCCGUCUACAGCGUCGUCAACGACCCAGACAACGCCUUCAUGACCGUUUUCAGCACCCUCAUGGGCGCCGGUUUCAGCCGCGGCGGGUUCAGGGACGCCGCCAGGUCGAGGCGCGGCAUGAGCUCCACCGAGUAUAACAGUCUCGGUAACAUCAAGCCCAACCUCGACACGAUUAAUAGUCUCCGGGGUGGCAUGUGCUCUCUUUAG
Molecule: messenger RNA, 4062 nt
Organism: Colletotrichum navitas
Lineage: Eukaryota; Fungi; Ascomycota; Sordariomycetes; Glomerellales; Glomerellaceae
Product: family 18 glycosyl hydrolase
Exons: 4
Coding region: 1-4062 (1353 amino acids)
Biological process (GO): carbohydrate metabolic process
Molecular function (GO): chitin binding; hydrolase activity, hydrolyzing O-glycosyl compounds
Source: RefSeq, a predicted model, not a curated record